Messenger RNA from Pungitius pungitius (ninespine stickleback), 1286 nucleotides. It is a transcript of the gene slc35d4, whose product is annotated as transmembrane protein 241. Lineage: Eukaryota; Metazoa; Chordata; Actinopteri; Perciformes; Gasterosteidae. Gene Ontology annotation, cellular component: Golgi apparatus. Gene Ontology annotation, molecular function: GDP-fucose transmembrane transporter activity; antiporter activity. The record is from RefSeq and is a predicted model, not a curated record. Bases 157 to 1056 code for a protein of 299 amino acids. The transcript is spliced from 15 exons.
UAGACGAUCUUUUUCCCCACAACGUCUUGACGUGUCAUUCAGUGAGGGAAGUUUCCGAUCUUGAAACGUCUCUACUUUGAGAGUUUGUGUAUGAACGCUGCAUUAAGUAUGACUUGUUAGGAAUCAUGUCGCAGCAGCAGUGUGUCGGGGGUCAACAUGCAGUGGAGAAGACACGUCGCUGGGCUCGUUUUCACUGCUGUAUUCGUUGUAUCAUAUUUCACGAAUAAGUUUGUCCUGUCCGUGUUAAAAUUCACCUAUCCAACAUUAUUUCAAGGAUGGCAGACAUUUGUCGGGGCCGCCCUGCUUCUCCUCUCUGGGAGGUUUGGAUGGGUGGAAAUGAGCCGCAUCAGCAGGUCAGCUGCUCUUUCCUGGCUUCCUGGCUCCCUCCUCUUUGUGGGAAACAUAUAUGCUGGUUCCAGGGCCUUAUCGCAUAUAGACAUUCCCUUUUUCUUCACUCUUCAGAAUUCCUCACAUGUUGUUAGUUGUGUUCUCUUGACGGUUGUUAAAAGAGAGAAGGCACAAUGGCUGAAAUUAAUCAGUAUCUGCUUCAUGCUGCUCUCAGCCAUCAAUCUCCCCUUUCAUGAUCCUCAGUUUGAGCACAGUGGUUACCUUUGGGGUGUCGGUCACCUGCUCUGUGUUGGUGCGUACAGGGUGUUUGAAGGUCACUACACGUCCAGUAAUUUGAGUGACCUGGAACAGCAUUGCAUCAACUACUUGUUCAGUGUGGUGCUGCUGACCAUCGCAGCUCAUCCAACAGGUGACCUCGUGGCUGCCUUGGAGUUCCCCUCCCUUCAAUCCUACACAUUUCACUGUGGUUGCUGUGCCAGUGCACUGCUGGGUUUUAUGUUGCUGCUGGCAACGGUCAGGUUAAAAAGUAGAUGUUCCCUGGAGCACUUUGGGGUCUGGAUUUUCUUGUCCAAGAUCAUUGCCAUGUCCCUCUCCCCGCUCCUCUUCCACAUGGACAUGAGUGCGUCAUCUCUUAUUUGCGUGGUCAUCAGUCACGUCGGAGAGGUCCUGCUGGUGCUCUCUCAGAGACUCUACGUUGUGAACACGUAAUUGCAGCUUUCCGGAUUAACCCAAAACUUGCACUAUAGAGAUUGUUUUACCAAAAGAUGUAUUUUACUUUUGCACAAUUAUUUUUUUCGUCCAAUGCGUUGACAAUCUGUUCAAAUAAACUUGGAUUUCCGAACCAUUUGUCCUUUGUGUGCUGUAAUUUAGCAAAUCAGUGUGGUUUAACCUUCCUGUAAAACCACACUAAAUGAGCUGAAGAAGUAGCUGAAAUAAAG